Molecule: messenger RNA, 2421 nt
Organism: Naegleria fowleri
Lineage: Eukaryota; Heterolobosea; Eutetramitea; Acrasida; Naegleriidae
Exons: 1
Coding region: 1-2421 (806 amino acids)
Biological process (GO): RNA catabolic process; mitochondrial RNA 3'-end processing
Cellular component (GO): mitochondrial degradosome
Molecular function (GO): hydrolase activity, acting on acid anhydrides; RNA helicase activity; ATP binding
Source: RefSeq, a predicted model, not a curated record
AUGCUCAAAUACCACUUGCAACCUCAUUCCUCGGUUCAAAAGGCUCUUUUCGGAAGAGGGAUUUUGUCUUGGAAGAGUACGACUAAUAACUGUUGUUGCGGGGUUGGUACUCAUGUGUGGUGUUUGGGAAACUCAACUUUGAAGAAUAAUAGACUCAUCCUUCAUGAGUAUGAUCAUCAGGUGAGGAAUUACACUUCCUCGGAUUUAUCUUGUUUGGAUUCAAUCAUGAAAAAGAAUUGUUUUGGAUAUCAUCUAUGCUCCGAACAUUGGAUGAUACCAAAUUCUUUUACUUGUAAAUUAAUAUCAUUAUUCGGAAAUGUGUAUAGCCAACGAAACGUAUAUGGAACUCUCAACUACCGUACAUCCUCACAUAGACUGUAUUCUAUUUUGAAUGACAAUAGUAAGCAAGAAUCAAUUCUUGAAUUGCUCGACGAAGUGGCAAGCAAAGAUAUGCAAGAGUUUAUUAAACAACAUUCACUUGACUUGUCUAGCUUGGAAAAGAGAGUAGAUUAUGACUACUUGCUCAAUACCAUUGAGGAAAUGACCAAAGAUCAAGAAAAGAGAGAACUAGCUCGAUCCAUGGGUGUUGAGGAUGAUGAGGAUUGGAAGUCUUCCGUGUCGUCUUUUCAAUUUAAUUUUCUCCAUCAUUUCGAGACGGACUCUAAGUAUCGUCAUAAGGUUAAGAAGGCUUUUAAAGCUGCUCAAAAAGAAAAUAAGGUUCAAGAAUUAAUCUGGAAUUUGUAUUUGAAAGACCUUGAACAGCAAAUUGAAGAAGAAAAGAAUUUACAAAUGGCGGAUCUCACUGAACCUCAUCACUUGUAUCCAUUAGCCCGACUUAACAAGAGAAAAGUUAUUUUCCACAUAGGUCCAACGAAUAGUGGUAAAACAUAUAAUGCCUUUCAGGCAUUGAGAAACGCAAAAACAGGUAUCUAUUGUGCCCCUUUAAGGCUAUUAGCAACGGAAGCUUUUGUAAAAUUAACAUCCGGUGAAAACCCAAUUUCUGCGUGCCAACUUGUUACUGGAGAUUUCAAAAUUGAGGCAGAAAAUGCAACUCACACUUGUUCUACAACUGAAAUGGUCGAUACACAGAGAGAGGUAGAUGUGGCAGUUAUUGAUGAAGUUCAAUUAAUUACUGACCCAGAUAGAGGGUGGUCUUGGACGCGCGCAUUGUUAGGUGUGAGAGCCAAAGAAGUUCACUUAUGUGGAGAAGGAAGAGUGUUAAACCUUGUUAAAAAGCUUUGUGAAGAUACAGGAGACGAAUUGGAAGUGAAGGAAUAUACUAGACUUACACCUCUCCAAGUGACAAAGAAACCCACUGUUAAAGACUAUAGAGAUUUGCAAAAGGGAGAUUGCGUCGUUUGUUUUUCACGAAAGGAGGUUUUUAGAAUUAAGAACGAAAUUGAAAAAGCAACUGACCUGAGAGUUUGUGUCGUGUAUGGUGGUUUGCCUCCUCAAACUCGAAUUACACAAGCUGCGCUCUUCAACCACGAAAAUUCUCCCUAUGAUGUGCUUGUGGCCACUGAUGCUAUAGGCAUGGGACUAAACCUAAAUAUUAGAAGAAUUGUUUUCAGCCAAACAGAAAAGUUUGAUGGAAAAGAAAUCAGAACGUUAACUCCACAUGAAAUUAAGCAAAUAGGAGGAAGAGCUGGUAGAUUUAACAGCGCCUUCGAAGUUGGAGAAGUGACAUCGUUUCGUGCAAGUGAUUGCCGAGUGAUACAGCAAGCAUUUGCAUACGACCCUUCUGUCGAAGAAGAAGAGCUUAGAGCUGGAUUGUUUCCAACAGACGAACAAAUUGACCAUUUCUCUCGACUCUCACUCGAAACAGGCAUUCGAGUGAGAUUGAGUACUAUUCUUUCCAAGAUUUAUGAAAUGACCAAGUUAAACGAAGGGAAAUAUUUCAUGUGUGACUUGAAGGAAAAGAAAGACAUUGCCAACAUUAUACACCCUAUUGAAAAUUUAACGACUGCAGAGAGAAUGAUCUUCGUUAAAUCUCCCAUAGAUCCUGAUGAGCAAUUAUGUAAAACUAUGACUUUCAAGUGGGCAAAAUUGUACUCUGAAGGAAAAUAUGUUCCUCUUCUCCUUCCAAACCCAAAUUCAUUGAAGCCCAUCAACACUCUACACAAGUUGAAAGAGCUCGAAGUGAUGUACAAAUGUUUAAAUAUUUACUGCUGGCUCAGCUACAGAUUAGUACCCUUCAAUGAACGAGAAAAGGCAUUCCAAUAUCAAGAAAUUAUUAGAAGAUUGAUCGAGGACUCUUUGAAAAAGACUGUUUCACUGGAGAGAGCUGAACAACAAACACGCCAAAGAGCAAAAGAACAUCACCAGCGAAAUCAUCAUGGCUAUAAGAAGACAAAUGUUAAGCGUAUCUCAAAUAAGCAUAAAUCAGAAGUACGCAAAAUGCUUGCCAAAUAUGACUUGUAA